AUGGUGGCAAAAGAAUUCCAAGCUUCAUCUCCACCCAAUAUUACUUCAAAGAACUCACAUGUGGGUAGCAUCCCUACUUGGUUGUUCUUUAAUGUUUCUUCAAUUUUGAGUUUAAAUAACAAUAACUUCACUGGUCCAUUCCCUCAGCUUGAUGGUAACAGAAUUGGCCUGCUUGCUUCACUUGACAUUUUCAAAAAUUUCUUUUAUGGGCCAUUCCCCACAAACCUGCACAGAAAUUUUGCCAAUUUGGUAACAUUUUUAGCAUACAAUGCUUACUUUGAAGGCCUCAUCCCUCCAUCCUAUGGAGAAAUGGAUCAACUACAGCAUUUUGAUCUGUCUGACAAUUUCUUACAUGGAGAGAUUCCAUACAGUUUAGCAAGAAACGCCACCAGGUUGGAGUACUUGGACUUGUCAAAUGACAGCUUGCAAGGUCAAAUUCCUUUAGAAAUUGGAGAUCUUAGAUACCUCCAAUCACUGAACAUGUCACCUAACCUUCUUACAGGUCAUAUUCCUGCCUCCUUGGCUAACAUGUUUGUGUUAGAGAACUUAGAUCUUUCCCACAACAAGCUAGCAAGGAAAAUUCCGCCUGAGAUGAUGCAAUCGAUCUCUCUCUCAACAUUUACUGUUGCCUUCAAUAUUCUAUCAGGAAAGGUUCCAUGGAAAGGACUACCAUUUGAAGCAUUGGAUGAAAGUAGCUAUGAGGGCAAUACAAGACACUGGAGAACCAUUAUAAACAAGCUGCAAUGA
Molecule: messenger RNA, 747 nt
Organism: Nelumbo nucifera (sacred lotus)
Lineage: Eukaryota; Viridiplantae; Streptophyta; Magnoliopsida; Proteales; Nelumbonaceae
Source: RefSeq, a predicted model, not a curated record